CUGACUUUGAAGCAAAUAGCUGCCUUUCAGGACAUUCCUUGCAAAGUAAACAUGAUUUGACAGUUGCAAAGUUAGCAAAACUUCGUAGAGCAGUUGUCGUUGUUGUUAAUUAAGACAGUUAUGCCGUGCGUUGACGUCUAGGAUCGAUUUCUUUCUGAGAUGAGCACCUCUGAUAGUAGUGAUGAUCAUGCCUUGGCCGAAACUAGGCCAAUGCGUGAUAGUGGUACCUCAAGACUUCAUGAAACUGAUCUCACGUUACAAAGGACUUUGGCUACAUACCGCUAUGAGAAUGCCUUGGUCAAAACUGAGUUAGCUGCAGCCUUGGAGAGGCAUACAAGGGAAAUAAAUGAACUGAAGCUCAAGUAUCAAGCUCAGAUACGGAGGUAGAAAAAACAACAUGGAGGAAUGGAAAUUCAGCUUAAAGAGGUUCAGGAUAAGUACAUGGAUGAAAACAGACAACUACAGCAAACAAAUUUACAUCUCCAUCAGCAGCUCAAGAUUGCAGAAGAAGAAUUAGAAUCUGCAAACAGGGCAGUUGAAAAGUCAGUGAGAGACAAAUCCCAAGCUGAAGAACUUUGGCAGCAAAGGAUGCUUGCAAGCCAGACAUCUCUUCAGUCCCUUAAGGAGGAAAAAAAUCGUUUGAAAGAAGAUUUGGAGAAGGUGACAGGGGAUCUUGACAAAGAAAGAGUAACUGUGAGAGAAAUAACAACAACUCUCAACUCUGAAAGACACCAGCAGCAAUUAGUCAAGUCUCGUAUUAGCGAGGUAGCAGCACAGUGCAAGAUCCAGUUAACAGCAGCUCAGACAGAAGCCUCUCAGCUUCGCCAAAAGUUAGAACAAGAUGCUUCUGGGGCCACCAACAGAAUCAAAGAACUGAUGAACUUGCUGGAGGAGGAAAAAUCAGUCCUAGUUCGGGUCAAGGAAAGAGCCAGUGCUAAGGAGUUGGAGAUGGAAAAGAGGUUAGCUGAACAAAAACAGACUAUGCUUUCUAAUUCACAGCAACUUAUACAGCAGAAUGCAGCUCUGCAAGAUCGCAUUAAGAGCCUUGAAGCUACACUGAAUAACUUUGAAAGUAAGAGUGAGGCCAAAGUCAGCGAAAUAGAGGCCAAGGAACAGCGUACGCUGGAGAGGCUUCGUGAAGUGAGGGAGAAGGUAGUGCUGGAGGCCCGUGUCAUUUCCUUGGAGAACCUGGAAGUAUUGCUUCGGAAGGAGCGAGAAGGCAGCUCUGUACUACGGCAAGAAAUUCACCAACACCGUGCUGAAGCUGAGGAACUGCAGAGCUUAAAUGCUGAACUUCAUCAGCAAAUCAAACAUCUUAAGAACAAGGUUGAAGAGCAUGAAAGUGUACAAGAAACCAUUAAAAAAGAUGCAAAAAAAGAGCUUGAUACUGGGCGACUGAUGGCCGAGCAGCAGGCUUCUCACCAGGAGGAGUUAGACCAACUUCGUGCAAGAAUAGCAGCUCUUCAAACAAAUUUUAAUGACAGAAAUAAGAGCUAUUUAGAAGAAUGCACUCAGUUGAAACAGAAAGUUCGCACUUAUGCCAAGUUGAUAAAGAAGCUGCGAUAUAAACUAGAAUUAGGUGAAGUGCAAGUAGAGCAGUUGGAAGCACAAAGGUCUGUUUUAAAAGAUAAUGUUCCGUCCCACGUCUACCGUCGUCUAUAUUCGCAGCUUCAGGAUAUCAUAAGAAAGCACAAUGAAUUUGCUGCUUUCAUACGAGGGUUAAGUGAAUUUCAGUCUGCAUUGCCAGAAGGAGGAGGUACAUUACUGCGGUCUAGACUACAAACUGGCAAAGUGAGAAACAGUCUAUAUCAACUAUGUUUUGGCAGCACUUAUUCAUUGCACAACCGGCAAAGCAUAUCAGGACCCAAGAUGGAACGCCUCACAUCAACUACUAUGCCAGUUCAGCAGUGCAACAAACUCCAGUUAGCCGUCCAGACUCUUCAAGAUGUGGCUAUAUUAACAGCUCACAUCAACAAAAUAGAGUAUGUUAUCCACCAGGGGGAUGGGCAAAUAUCCUGCGUGUGACAGAACCAGCACGAGCAUUGCAGCUGGGGUUAAAUCUCCCUGUCACACUCAGACAUAUAUGGACAUCUAGUACAAGUUACAAAUCUGACAAAGUUCCUCCACAUGCUCCAGCUGUUGCACCAUGGGAAGCAGUCAAAGAAAAGAAAGAAAAGUUCCGAGAAGUUGGACAAGAUAUCAUCGAAGAUAUCAAGGAAACAAAGGCAAAAGUGAAAGAACAAAUGGAUGCCAUCAUUGAG
Molecule: messenger RNA, 2261 nt
Organism: Macrobrachium nipponense
Lineage: Eukaryota; Metazoa; Arthropoda; Malacostraca; Decapoda; Palaemonidae
Product: golgin subfamily A member 6-like protein 24
Source: RefSeq, a predicted model, not a curated record